Acyrthosiphon pisum (pea aphid) is the source of this 1593-nucleotide messenger RNA. RefSeq names its product mitochondrial thiamine pyrophosphate carrier-like. NCBI's taxonomy places the organism in Eukaryota, Metazoa, Arthropoda, Insecta, Hemiptera, Aphididae. The transcript has 7 exons. Bases 492 to 1454 code for a protein of 320 amino acids. Gene Ontology annotation, biological process: transmembrane transport. The record is from RefSeq and is a predicted model, not a curated record.
GGCCGGUUGCUCGUAAGUUGCCGAAAUUUAUUCUACGUCUAUAAUAUUAUUAUUAUUAUUAUCUAUUAACUCACCGUGGCUGGGAAUGCUGGGACUCGCGUCUCUUCGGAAGUCCAGUCGCAAGUCACCCGUUGUACUCGGUCGUGGUUUGACGGACGUUUAUUCGUCCAUCGAUAUUAUUGUUGAUGAUCGUCGUCGCCGAGUGCCCACCACCGCUUGUGAUGUCUCGAAGACGAUCGCCGAUUAAAAAUUACUUUGCUUCCAACCAUAAUAUUGCCGUUUGAUAGUAUAUUUUUCCGAAUGACAGUCGAUUACACGCCAUGUGCGUUCCAGGGUUAUGAGCACAAAAGGGUAGGCCGAUUCGUAUUUUGAGACGGGUACCACCUAGUUGCCAUCGACCCACACUAGUUGGAUCCCAGAUUCAAAAUAUGUUACAAGUGAUCCAUAAAAGCCGGGCCCGUUGUUCUUGUUUGUACUGAAGGACCUCAUUGAUGACGUUAGACAUUAGCAAUGCCGAAAAAAAAACAACAUGGUUAUUACAUAGCACGGCUGGCGCGUGUAGUGGAGCUUUUACACGCUUGGUCUGUCAACCAUUUGAUGUACUAAAAAUACGAUUUCAGUUGCAAGUUGAGCCAUUAUCAAGAAAUUCAAAUAACUCCAAGUACAAAUCUAUUUACCAAUCAAUUAAUCUUAUAUACAAAGAAGAAGGUUUUAAGGCACUAUGGAAAGGUCUUUUACCGGGACAGUUCUUAUCAACUACCUACGGAUUAACACAAUUUUUAGUCUUUCAAAAAACUCUGGCAUUUCUAUCAAUAACUGAGAAAGAAUUAAAUCAGACGUCAAGUGUUCAUUUUCUAUGUGGUGUUUCGUCUGCAGCUGCUGCUACUUUGGUGUCAUAUCCAUUUGAUGUUGUACGCACUCGUCUAGUAGCUCAAAAAUCUAAUCAAAUUUAUGCAAAUAUGAGAAGUGUGGCCAUAUCCAUGUAUAAGACAGAAGGUAUAUUUGCAUACUACAGAGGGUUUUUUCCUACCUUACUGCAAAGUGCUUUGCAAGGCGGUUUCUUGUUCAUGUUUUAUAACACAUUUUCAAAGUUUUCCUCAACGAAUACUAGUACUAAUACGACCAUUCAUGACAACCACAUGAACAGUGUUAAACAAUUCAGCUCUGGAUUCAUGGCGGGGGUAGCAGCAAAAACAAUUGUGUACCCACUAGAUGUAACAAAAAAACGGAUACAAUUACAAGAUUUUAUUCAUUCUAGGGAUGGUUUUGGCAAGAAAUUUAUGUGCAAUGGAUUAUUGGACUGUAUCUAUGUUACACUUCGAGAAGAAUCUAUUUCUGGUCUAUUUAAAGGACUGUCUCCAUCAUUGAUUAAAGCUGGGUUCACGACUGCAUUACAUCUAACCCUUUAUGAACAAACCUUUAAGUUACUUCAACCAUUAGUCAACAAUUAUUAGUUAUAAUAGCAAUAAACCAAUUUGAUUACCAUUCUUUUUAAAAAUGUAGUUCGGAAAUAAAUUACCAAAUAAUGUACAAUUUAAACGUUUAUUUUUCUGGUUUUUAAAUACAAUUGCCAAUUAAAGGCCCAUAUAGUUA